Thrips palmi is the source of this 2321-nucleotide messenger RNA. It is a transcript of the gene zyd, whose product is annotated as sodium/potassium/calcium exchanger 3. Lineage: Eukaryota; Metazoa; Arthropoda; Insecta; Thysanoptera; Thripidae. The transcript has 9 exons. Gene Ontology annotation, biological process: intracellular calcium ion homeostasis; calcium ion transmembrane transport. Gene Ontology annotation, molecular function: calcium, potassium:sodium antiporter activity; calcium channel activity. Gene Ontology annotation, cellular component: membrane. Bases 195 to 1718 code for a protein of 507 amino acids. The record is from RefSeq and is a predicted model, not a curated record.
CGUCAGACAAUCUGCCUGCCUUUGUGGACCGCGCUGGUGCUGGCCCCUGGUCCCUGGUCCGCCUCGCCGCCAGUCCGUCUCGUCCUGCCAGUGCUCCGCCGCUCCGCUAUGCUGCUCAGCUGCGCCGUGGCCACUGGGUCCGCGUCGUGCUCAAUUGUCACUUGAUUCGUGAUCGCCGCGCUCCCCGCCUGGACAUGGCCCUCUUCCCGGAGGACGAAGCGCAACAAGUCACGCCGCUCAACUGCACGAACCCGGCCAUCGACGACUUCCCCCGGGACCUGUUCACCGACAAGCAGCGCCAAGAUGGCGCCGUCGUCCUGCACGCCCUGGUCGCGCUGUACCUGUUCGCCGCGCUGGCCGUCGUCUGCGACAAGUACUUCGUCCCCGCCGUGGAGAGAAUCUGCCACGCGCUCAACAUGUCCAACGACGUGGCGGGGGCCACGUUCAUGGCGGCGGCCACGUCCGCGCCGGAGCUCUUCGUCAACGUCAUCGGCACCUUCAUCACGGAGGGCGACAUCGGCAUCGGCACCAUCGUGGGCAGUGCCGUCUUCAACAUCCUGGCCGUGGCGGCGUGCUGCGGCAUCGGGGCGGGCAUGGUGGUGCCCCUGGACUGGUGGCCCCUGACGAGGGACUGCCUGGCGUACGGCGUCACCGUGGCCUUCCUCAUCUGCAUCAUCCACGACGAGCGCGUUGAGUGGUACGAGGCGCUCACCCUCGUCCUCCUCUACAUCGUCUACAUCGCAGUGAUGUACUACGACAAGUCCAUCCAGGCCUGCGCCCGUGGCGGCGUGGGCUCGUCGGCCAGCAGACGACACAGCCGCGCCCUGGCCGCACAGACUGAGGCGGGUGAGGUGUUGUUGGCCGUGUCCUCCACCUCGCCGACCCCCGCCCUGCCGUCGCCGCCCUCGGACGCCGCGGACGAGGAGAAGCAGGCCCUGAACCAGGCCGUGGUGGCGACGACGGCGGCCUCGGGGACCACCAGCGCGGCCAGCGCGGCCGGCGCCAACGUCGAGCAGAUCAACGGGUCCGUGAAGGCGGCGGAGGAGCCGCGGCCGGCGCCAGAGCAAGGAGAGUGCGUGGAGCUGUUCUCCUGCCCCGACGGCGGCUGGUGGCGCCGCGUGGUCUGCGUCGUCACGUGGCCCAUCCACCUCGUGUUCCUCUUCACCAUCCCGGACUGCGAGAAGCCGCGCUUCAAGAAGCUGUUCCCGCUCACCUUCUUCAUGUGCAUCGUCUGGAUCGGCAGCCUGUCCUACGUCGUGGCGUGGCUCAUCACCAUCAUCGGUGACACGCUCAAGAUCCCCGACUCCGUGAUGGGCAUCACGUUCCUGGCUGCGGGGACCAGCGUGCCCGAGGCCGUGUCCAGCGUCAUCGUCGCCAAGCAGGGCCACGGGUCCAUGGGCAUCAGCAACUCGAUCGGGUCCAACACGUUCGACAUCCUGUUGUGCCUGGGCCUUCCCUGGUUCAUCAAGGCCUCCUUCCUGCCCACCGAGCGCGGCCACCACUACGUCAACAUCAACUCGCGCGGCCUGGAGUACUCGGCCAUCUCGCUGCUGUCGACGUUGCUGCUGCUCUACGUCACGUUCUACGCGAACAAGUUCAAGCUGGACCGCAAGAUGGGCCAGGCGUGCCUGCUCAUGUACGUGGUCUUCCUCAUUCUAGCAACCCUCAUUGAACUCAAUGUGUUCUUUAUAGUCAAUCUGCCAACUUGCGGCCGGUGAAACCACUAGUCCAUUGCGAGAGGGAUUACUCGCGCGAGAUUUUACUCGGCACCUUACACAUGCAGCUGUACUUCCCGCAGACGAGGUGGAUGUGUGUCAAUGUCAACGAACCCUGGUCGAGCCGGAGGGGAGGGUUAACGCAGGCAGAGUUUUGUACAUAUCUUUUUAUAGCAGUCUGUGCUAGACGUAUGGGCUGUGAAGAGAGUGAACCUUGAACCCUGGACAGAAUUUUGUAAAGAAACAAAUGAUUGUUUAUAACUAAAAUAAUUUGUUUUACACCUUGAAACAAAAGAUAUUUCUGUUUCUACAAGAGAAUGAAAUGUAAAUAUUCGUUUGAAAUCUGUGUCAGCUGUUUUGUCUCUAAAGGAAACAGUGGCUUGAGACUGAGUGCAAAUAAAAUGAAGAAACAUUCAGGCACGUAAUUUCUUAGUCAUUAUGUAUGAAAUAAUGUGCCUCAGAUGCAAUGAAUGUAUGCGAUUUCAAUUAGCAUUGCCCAAAACAUUUAUUUCUGGAAAAAUAUGUGGAAAAUGAAUUAUACCAAUAACUAACAAGUAGUUAGUUACACAUUUUUUUAAAAUAUCAAUAAAAAUUCAAGAAGAAGAA